AUGGGUUUCUUCAGGUCUGUCAUGGCGGCACUGGUUCUACUCGCAGCCCUAACGACGGCGGCAAAGUUUUGCGAUGGUCGAGUGUGCUACUCCGAAUUCCUUAGUCCGGAACAGAUUGCAUUCCGCAUCGCCAUCCCGGACACGGCAGCUCAGGCCACGAGCUUCGACGUGCUUCUUCAGAUCGUAGCACCCAAGACGGUUGGCUGGGCCGGCAUUGCCUGGGCGGGGCGGAUGGUCAACAAUCCACUCACCAUUGCCUACUCGGACGGUGGCAGCGGCGUCACUGUCAGCAGCCGCUGGGCUUCGUCCAAGUCCUCCCCUUCACCGUACUCCGGCGCAUCGUAUGAGACACUCCCAAUGUCAACGACAAACGCCACACACUGGCGCCUAGAUGCCAUCUGUACCGGAUGCAGCUCUUGGCAUGGGGGUGAACUGGAUCCUGCGAGCAGCACGGCGGCAAUUGGAUGGGCCAUGGCGUAUGCAGCGCCCACGCAACCAGCAAACAACACCAGCUCCAUCCGCUACCAUUCUAGCAGGGACCGUAUCAGCUUUGACCUGGCUGCUGCCAAGAUUGCCAACUUCAAUGAAGCGGUUAAUUCUCUGAGGGGAAGUGGUGCCGGGACUGUUUGA
Molecule: messenger RNA, 630 nt
Organism: Pyricularia pennisetigena
Lineage: Eukaryota; Fungi; Ascomycota; Sordariomycetes; Magnaporthales; Pyriculariaceae
Exons: 2
Coding region: 1-630 (209 amino acids)
Source: RefSeq, a predicted model, not a curated record